Candidula unifasciata is the source of this 1146-nucleotide messenger RNA. The record is from the annotation of a GenBank genome assembly. NCBI's taxonomy places the organism in Eukaryota, Metazoa, Mollusca, Gastropoda, Stylommatophora, Geomitridae.
GUGGCCAACAUCGGCCCCGCUGACUGCAACUAUGACGAGUCAGUCAGCACCCUCAGGUAUGCCAACAGGGCCAAGAACAUCAAGAACAAACCAAAGAUCAAUGAAGAUCCUAAAGAUGCACUGCUCAGGCAGUUUCAGAAGGAGAUUGAGGAUCUGAAGAGACAGCUAGAAGAAGGUGUUUCUGAUGAUGAUGCCAGUGAUGCUGAUUCUGACUCAGAGGAGGAAGUUGUUGACCACUGUGGACUCAAGCAACUGGUCAAGAAGAGAAGAGGGAGGAAGCACGUUUCCAAAGAAGCCAUGGCUGAGAUUGAAGCCAGAAUUGAGGAGGACAGGCGGCUGUUGGAGUCUGAGAAAGAUAUGGCAGAGGAAGAGAGAAACAAAGUGAGGUGUGAUUUGGAGAGGAAACAGUCAGAGCUCAGCAAGUACCAAGAUGAGCAAGAGCAGCUGAAGCAGAAGCUGUGUGUCAUUGAGAAGAAGAUCAUCGUGGGCGGGGAGAAUCUCUUGGAGAAAGCCGAGGAGCAGGAGAGGCUGCUGCAGGAGAGUGCCAGGGAAUUGGAGGCUCGUAAAGAGAAAGAGGAGGAGCUGAAGAAAGCUCUUGAAGAAAAAGAGCAAGAACGACUGGACAUUGAAGAGAAAUACUCCAGCUUGCAGGAGGAAGUUUCAGGAAAAACCAGGAAAUUGAAGAGAGUGUGGACCAUGCUGAUGCAGGCCAAGUCCGAGAUUGCAGAUUUACAGCAAGAACAUCAGCGAGAAAUGGAGGGAUUGCUGGAAAAUGUUCGACAGUUGAGUAGGGACCUCAAAUUACAGAUGGCUAUCAUCGACAGCUAUAUUCCUCCAAUGUUUCAGGCAAUGAUAGAAAACCAUGUUCACUGGAAUGAAGAUAUUGGCGAAUGGCAGUUGAAAUGUGUGGCUUAUACUGGCAACAACAUGCGCAAACAGAUGAUACAGUCCGAACAGGAGACCCUAGAGGAUGCUGAAGUUGAUCUGUCACAUGUGUACCUCUCCUACACCAGAACAGGAGAACUGGAACGUUUCAGACACAAGACAGGUAGGGGAAUCAAGGCUGGUCGUUCCAAGACAGCCAGUCGGCCUCGGAGUUCCAAGAAAAAACACAAGGAGCCAAGCAUAGAUGCCCUGCUUCAAUGA